GUGCCCACCAUCAGAUGAUAUUUUUGCAAUCAUGAAGGCUGUUAUGGUGAUUUGUGUCUUAUCGGUGGUAGUGUCCUCCAUUCAGGCCCGCACCUUGGAUAGGUGUACUCUGGCCCGGGAAAUGUCCGCUCUGGGGGUGCCCCGAGAUCAAUUAGACAAGUGGACGUGCAUUGCCCAGCACGAGAGCUCCUUCCGCACCAGCGUGGUGGGUCCAGCCAACUCCAAUGGAUCCAACGACUACGGCAUCUUCCAGAUUAACAACAAGUACUGGUGCCAGCCGGCUGAUGGAAGAUUCUCCUACAACGAGUGCAAGCUGAGUUGCAAUGACUUGCUGACGGACAACAUUAGCAACUCGGUGAAGUGUGCCCAGAAGAUUCAGCGGCAGCAGGGCUGGACGGCCUGGUCCACUUGGAAGUACUGCAGCGGAUCCCUGCCCUCGAUCAGUAGCUGCUUUUAGAGUCCGAACCGAACAAAGUAUUAACUGAAUAAAUAAUACAUAAAU
This is a messenger RNA of Drosophila bipectinata, 502 nucleotides long. It is a transcript of the gene LysP, whose product is annotated as Lysozyme P. Lineage: Eukaryota; Metazoa; Arthropoda; Insecta; Diptera; Drosophilidae. The record is from RefSeq and is a predicted model, not a curated record. Gene Ontology annotation, molecular function: lysozyme activity.